Molecule: messenger RNA, 399 nt
Organism: Protopolystoma xenopodis
Lineage: Eukaryota; Metazoa; Platyhelminthes; Monogenea; Polystomatidea; Polystomatidae
Source: the annotation of a GenBank genome assembly
AUGCUUGGCUGUUGCCGAGAAUGUUCAUUUCUUAAUGCACUUUCCAUAUCAACUAAUCAUCUUGUCAGCACUUACAGUGGUAUCCGAAAAGUGGGCAUGAAGGUCAAGUCUGAGUUCAAAGGUGAAGAAGGAACAUACAACGAUGCGGCAAACGGAAGCAAACAGUGGCCGGAAUGGGGCCGCCGAGUGUGGAUGACAGAAGUGGUGGCACUCCUUUCUCUUAUCUCCAAGGCGCCCCCUCCCACCUGCAUCCAGAAUAAGGAAACUCGUGAGGCUACAGUAGCAGCACUUCGACGUGAGCCCUUGAAAGCUACCGACCCUGAUUCCACUAGCAAAGCAACACUGUGGCAGCCCCGAGAUCAGGUCGGCACAUGGAUCAGGGAACAGAUGGGCAGAUAG